AUGCUCCAGCAGAAAGGCGGCACCGACCACGACCUGUGCCAGCACCGCUCGGGCUGCGACCACAAGGGCCGGACAUGGCCCAGCUCCACCGGGCACUGCCACGACACCCCCGAGAUCUGCCCCAACCCCCCCGAAAUCUGCCCCAACCCCGGCAGCCUCAGCCACGACACGGAGGGCUCCAGCCAGAGCUGCCACCCCAGCGAGCUGUGCCCUCCCCGGCCCUCCUGCUGCCCAGCCCCGCAGAGCUGUAAGCCCCGGCGGCGGGUGGAGGUGAGCCCGGUGCCCCCCGUGUGCCCCCCGCCCGUGAAGAUCCACCGCCGGCCGCUGGAGCAGCACCGCCCGUGCCCGCCGUGCCCGGAGCCCGACUCGUGCGGGAAGCCCCGCAGGCGAGUGGAGCAGUGUCCGGAGCAGGAUGAGGAGCCCCCGGUGGUCCUGCAGCCCCUGCCGCUGCAGCAUCGCUGCCCCUGCAUCCAGCGCUGCCCCCGGCCCGUGCCCUGCUGCCCCCGACCCGUGCCCUGCUGCCCCCGACCCGUGCCCUGCUGCCCCCGGCCCGCCCAGCGCUGCUGCCCACCCGUUGUCCCCCUGCCACCUCACCCCGGCCACCAGCAGCAGAAGCAGGUCACUCUGGUGCCUCUCUGCGUGAAGAACUGA
Molecule: messenger RNA, 651 nt
Organism: Pyrgilauda ruficollis (rufous-necked snowfinch)
Lineage: Eukaryota; Metazoa; Chordata; Aves; Passeriformes; Passeridae
Product: keratinocyte proline-rich protein-like
Exons: 1
Coding region: 1-651 (216 amino acids)
Source: RefSeq, a predicted model, not a curated record